AUGAUAGAAAUCAAUAAGAUAAGAGCUCAAGAACGGUUCGGCACAUGGAAACUGCAAAUUUAUCUGCUGACGGAAGACAGUUGUCUAGCCAAAUACUGUUUCAACUAA
Molecule: messenger RNA, 108 nt
Organism: Brugia malayi
Lineage: Eukaryota; Metazoa; Nematoda; Chromadorea; Rhabditida; Onchocercidae
Gene: Bm664
Exons: 2
Coding region: 1-108 (35 amino acids)
Source: RefSeq, a predicted model, not a curated record